Messenger RNA from Aaosphaeria arxii CBS 175.79, 1590 nucleotides. RefSeq names its product aldehyde dehydrogenase. The coding region runs from base 124 to 1590 and encodes 488 amino acids. Gene Ontology annotation, molecular function: aldehyde dehydrogenase (NAD+) activity. The transcript has 2 exons. The record is from RefSeq and is a predicted model, not a curated record. NCBI's taxonomy places the organism in Eukaryota, Fungi, Ascomycota, Dothideomycetes, Pleosporales.
CACACCUUCUCGUUUUGUGUUCACACCGCUCUAGAUUGUGAAUUAGUCUCGAAAGUAUUUCACACUGGACAUCAUCCUCCCUUGUUCAAUUGUCAAAUAUACCCCCCCAGAGCUUCACACAUAAUGUCUUUCCCCUGGUCAGCGAAGAACCUGCCCAAGCAGAUCUUCAUCAACAACGAAUACGUGGAAUCCAAGUCUGCGAAGAAGCUCACUCUCCACAACCCCAAAAAUGGCGAAUUGAUUGCCAACGAUGUCGCGCUCGCUGGCGAGCAGGAUGUCGACGAGGCUGUGGCUGCCGCCGAGAAGGCAUUUGCUGGCUGGAAGAAGACCUCUCCUACCGAGAGGCGCAACAUCAUGAACAAAUUUGCCGAUCUCGUGGAGAAGAACGCCGAGGCGAUCGCAGAAUUGACCAGAAUUUCGCUCGGUGCACCUUUCAAGGCGUUUGGUGCCUUCGAAGUCGGCCUUUGCGCAGAGGCUUUCCGAUACAACGCUGGAUGGAUUGACAAGUUUGGCGGCGAGUCCUGGCCACAAGACGAUGGUUUUCUCAAGAUCGUGCGCAAUGAGCCUCUCGGUGUCACAGCUGGCGUUGUUCCCUGGAACGGCCCCGUCGGAACGAUUGGCCUCAAGGCAGCUCCUGCGCUCGCGACCGGAAACGUCUUCAUCUUGAAGCCUUCAGAAAAGACGCCUUUCUCCUCCCUCGCUCUCGGUACCUUGAUCAAAGAGGCCGGCUUCCCACCAGGUGUUUUCCAGAUCUUGCCCGGUGACGGAAGCACAGGUGCUCUCCUCGCUAGCCACAUGCGCAUCCGCAAAGUCUCGUUCACGGGUAGCAUUGCGACUGGAAAGAAAAUCCAGGAGAUGGCGGCCAAGUCCAACCUCAAGCGCGUGACCUUGGAACUUGGUGGAAAGUCUCCUGCGGUAGUCUUCGACGACUGCAAUCUGGAGAACGCCGUCACGUGGACGGCCAAUGCGAUCACAGCCAAUACCGGACAGGUCUGCUUUGCCGCUUCUCGCGUAUACGUUCAGGAGGGCAUCUACGACAAGUUCAUUGAGAAAUAUAAGGAGGCUAUGCAGGCAAAGGCAAAGGAGGUCGGCGAUCCCGAUUCGGAGGGCACCAACAUUGGUCCUCUUGUAGAUGAGGCCCAAUUCAAGCGUGUCUCUGGUUUCAUCGAGCGUGGCCAGCAGGGACAAGGCAAAUUGCUUGUUGGUGGGCAGCGAAUCGGCGACAAGGGUUACUACAUUGAGCCAACGGUCUUCACCGACGUUGAUCCCGAGUCAGAAAUCCACUGCGAAGAGAUCUUUGGCCCAGUCUCGGUUGUCAAGUCCUUCAAGACAGAAGAGGAGAUCAUGAAGCUGUCUAACGACACCAACUUCGGCCUCAUGGCUGGUGUCUUCACACAGGAUAUCAACAAGGCUCUGAGGGUUGCUUCAGAUUUCGAGUCUGGUAUGGUGGGUGUGAACUGUGUCAGUUUGAUGUUUAUGGUCAGCCCAUUUGGUGGCUCCAAGGAGAGUGGACUAGGACGAGAGUGUGGCAUUCACGCUUUGAGGGCAUUCACGGAGCCAAAGACAAUUAUGGUGAACAUGAAUUAUUAA